Molecule: messenger RNA, 726 nt
Organism: Peronospora matthiolae
Lineage: Eukaryota; Oomycota; Peronosporomycetes; Peronosporales; Peronosporaceae
Source: the annotation of a GenBank genome assembly
AUGCUGCUCGCCCGUCUGCGAUCCCCAUCGGUGGCCUUGACUCGCAGCAGUUUCCAGCCACGCAUUGUGGCCAAGAUGCUCAGCACCCGUGCGUCGAACACGACAGAAAAGGCGACGGCCGAGCGCUACGACAUUGUGCUUGAUGGAUUUGCCAAGCGUCAAUUCGACGAUAAGACGUACUCGGGGACACAGAUCGAUUUUGACAGGGAGGAAUUUGUCAAGCGUGUGAACGAGAUCUAUGCAGCCAACUCGAAGCAGCUGGUGGAUGGCUACGCACCGUUUUGCAAGCACCUCUUCAUCGAGAACUUUACGGGUGCUCGUCUCAACAUUGUGCCCAUUACGCAGGCCAAUGCGCCCAUGCUCAUGUCGGACUACGAGGCCCGCACGGAGUAUGAACUGCCAGUACUAAGUCGCUGGUUCCCGAGCCACAGUGUGACUCCGAGGGUGGCGGAGUACCUGGACAUUAUCCUGUACAGCCGCGAUCAGAUCGUCAAGGAGAAUGAGGCUGUGGAGGUGCAGGCGGACCCGUCGCACAGUCAGUCCCCGUGGGGUAUUGUGUCCAUCAAGGCGCAGGACGUCGACCACGAACUGCCCAUGAAGCCUAUUACCAUGAUGCGGAAUGCCAUUGGCAAGGCGCAGGGUGGCUCGGGCGUUCCCAUUGACCGUGAUGAGUACAUGAAGGCGGUCGAGUACUGGAAGACCCACGCUGUCAUCAAGAAAAUGUAG